UCUGGAUUUACAGCAAUCAACCAUGGGCCGGUACAUCGUGAACAGCUCUUGACGCCCGAAUCAUCGGCGGUCACAUCAGUCCGGCCGAACCCAGCCUCAUCAAGGGCGAUCAGCAGCCCGCGACGGCAGCACAAUCCAAAUGUUGCUCGAUACCUCGGCUUGGGCAGCACCAUUGAGCCAGAUCAUCUCAAGCACUAUGCACCACGGCCAGCAAAACCAGACGGUCGACUAGUCAAGUCUGAGCGAAAGCGUGUACGACGGGCGGAUGACAAGAUUAUACAGCGUAGCUCCCGCACAAGAGAGCCUCCAGGCAGACCUGCAGCAUCGACACCUGCACCUACCCUAUACAGCACUCAAUCUUCGCAGGAUACCUAUGACUCAAAUGACAGUAGAUCAAUCAUCGACAACCACACUUUGCCCCAGUCAUACUUUGCUCAACCUGAAGUUUCGCAUGUAACUCCGAUGAGCACUCUUGACUCAGAAACUGUGCGAAUGAAUAGUCAAGACGCGGCGAAAGCACUACAUGCUGGGAAUUCUUGUUUGUCACUGCCUGAUCGAGGGGAAGACGACAUAAUCGGUAUAUAUCCGGAUACUGACGUCAGCAACGUGCUUUGUCGGAACAACGAUGGCAUAACUACCACCAGCGAUGAUUAUGAGUUCGACAUGACAGACGAUGAAUUACUCAUUCUAGCUUCAGGUUUUGAUGGGACAUGUUUCGACAUCCCUCACAACAUCUCAGACUCACCUGCAAAGUCCUAUCCUACGGACAAUGAACAGAGGCACGCUGGUGACAACUGUAAUGAAAAUGCACCUGAAGAAGCGCCUGCUAUCAACACCUCUCAGCACACUCGUAAGAAGUUCGUAUCUCCAGUCACUCUAACUACCCGUCUACUGGCUGUCACCGGCGAUGGGGGAUCUGCAAAUGCUCGGACGCCGAUUGUCAGAUCUCCAUUCCCGAAACCAGCUCGCGACCGCUCGCCUAUCAUAGGCCUUUCGUCAAAUAUAGUACUCAGAACAUGUUUCCGGAUUGGUGAAGCAAUCAAUCAGGCCCAUCAAGCAUCAAAGGCAGGACAACAGAUGCUCAUUGAACUAUAUGCCAGAGUGCUUGCUUCAGAGCGAACUGAGAAACAGCAACACUUUACCUUUUGCGAUCUUUUCCACGCCAAGCCCCCUUAUGUGAAGGGCGCUUAUGAUGCAGUCAUCUGGAAGGCGGUGCCGUUGUUCGAAUAUGACAGCAGACGGCUGAUGCAGCAAGGGCGAAUGUGUCGAUGCAUUGGUACGAUGAAGCGGAAUGGCAAGGAGAGGUUCAUGGUGAUUCACAACAUAUGGGAAGCGACAUGGGAAGACGUUGAGUGGGUGGAGGGUAUCGUGAACUUUUAG
Messenger RNA from Bipolaris maydis ATCC 48331, 1380 nucleotides. The record is from RefSeq and is a predicted model, not a curated record. NCBI's taxonomy places the organism in Eukaryota, Fungi, Ascomycota, Dothideomycetes, Pleosporales, Pleosporaceae.